UACUAACUUACUUUGAUAACGCUUUUCUUCGGCGUAUUCAGUAUAAAAAACUAGUUCGUAUUCAUCUGAAACAUUGUCAAGUUUACAUUCAAACGGUCAACAUGUUCAAGGCUGUACUUUUGGUCUGCGCUCAGGCGCUCUUGAUCCAGUCUAUCGCUGGACAGUGCAUCGGAGCUGGAUGGGGCGCUGCUCCCUACGGUCUCGCCGGUCCUCUUGCUGGUGGUUGUGGUUGCGGUGUUGCUGCGAUCCCUGCCUCUAGCGGUGGUGGUCUCGGUGUGGCAAGCGCUUCUCCUAUCCCACCAAACGGAGUGUCAGUGCUCUCAGAAAACGCUAUUGAAGGAGCUCUAGCAGUCGCCGGUGCUUUACCGUUCUUGGGAACCGUUGGUCUGGAAGGUGUUCUGCCAACUGCUGGUGCAGGUGCUGUCAACUACGGAUGCGGUAACGGUGCCGUCGCCAUUUUGGAAGAAAUUGCCCCCGCUGGUAUUGCUGGCCCAGUCGGCUACGGCUUUGGUGCUAUUGACGGUAUCGGCUACGGUGGUAUCGGUUACGGUAUUGGUCCUGUGGCUGGUCCUUACCGCGGUGGUUGUGGCUGUGGUGCCCUCAUCUAAAACCAUCCAUAACAACAACAAUCAAUUCUCUGUGUCGAAUAAAGAAGUUCAUCAAAAUUUUCGCUUUAACUAUAAUAAACCCUGAUACGUUCAAUAAAUUUUGAGUUUUAACUUUCAACAAA
Vanessa tameamea is the source of this 730-nucleotide messenger RNA. RefSeq names its product chorion class B protein PC10-like. The transcript has 2 exons. The record is from RefSeq and is a predicted model, not a curated record. Gene Ontology annotation, biological process: chorion-containing eggshell formation; multicellular organism development. Gene Ontology annotation, cellular component: egg chorion. The coding region runs from base 102 to 608 and encodes 168 amino acids. Gene Ontology annotation, molecular function: structural constituent of egg chorion. NCBI's taxonomy places the organism in Eukaryota, Metazoa, Arthropoda, Insecta, Lepidoptera, Nymphalidae.